Molecule: messenger RNA, 687 nt
Organism: Syzygium oleosum
Lineage: Eukaryota; Viridiplantae; Streptophyta; Magnoliopsida; Myrtales; Myrtaceae
Exons: 5
Coding region: 59-436 (125 amino acids)
Source: RefSeq, a predicted model, not a curated record
AAAAUUUUUAGUGGAAACCCAUCAUACCACAAAACUCGAACUCCAUGGAAGAGUUGGUAUGGUCAGUCACGCGAUUCUGGACACUCAGCACAAUCCUGGUGCGAUACCAUCCAACGGCAACCAUCGGUAUCAAAUGUUUGAUUUUUGCAAGAAAAGCAUACAGAAUGUGAAGGAUUUUCUGCAGCAAUACUGUGAGGGAAGGAGGCUGGCUGGCUACAUCAUGUACCAGGAUCCGCUUGCCAUGUUCUACGAAGCUGUGUGCGUGGGAAUAGAUUUCAAUGGCAAUGUAAAUGCCGAUUAUUUUCAACUACCUCCGCCUCCGACUGUUUCAGAGAAUCCCCAGCAAACGGAGAAGCCAAAACCGAAGAAACGACAGGCGAAGUCUCUGAAAACCGGGCUUGCAGCACAGUGCAGAGGGAGAGAGCGGGAAAGAUGACGCUGGGAGAUGUCGGAGGUUACUUUCAUCUUCCGAUCGAAAAGGCUUCUGAAAGAUUGCGUUUAUGUCCUACCGUUGUCAAGAAAAUUUGCCGAAAAGGUGGAGUGGGACGGUGGCCUUAUAGAAAGGUUCAAUGUAUCGAGAGAAAGAUCUUGGAAUUAAAGGAGCAGCUAAAGAGAGAAGACGAACCGAAAAGGAGUCGCACCCAAGCAGAGAUCGAGGAAUGGCAACGAAAAUUGGACAAGAUCCGC